AUGGGUGUCCCCGCAUUGUUCCGAUGGCUCUCCAACAAGUACCCGAAGAUCAUCUCCCCGGUGAUCGAGGAGCUGCCCCAUGAAGUUGAUGGAGCAGAGGUUUCGGUCGACACUACUCGCCCCAACCCCAACGGUGAGGAAAUGGAUAAUCUAUACCUAGAUAUGAACGGCAUUGUCCAUCCGUGUACCCAUCCCGAGGGAAAGCCCCCGCCAGCCAACGAGCAGGAGAUGAUGCUGGAGAUCUUCAAGUAUACUAAUCGAGUGGUCAACAUGGUCCGGCCGAGAAAACUACUUAUGAUCGCCAUGGAUGGUGUUGCACCCAGAGCAAAGAUGAACGAGCAGCGCGGGCGCCGUUUCCGCUCCGCACGGGAAUACAAGGAAAAUAGCAAGAAGAAGGAAGACCUCCAGAAACUACUCGCCAAGCAGCAAGGCAAGAAGAUCAGUGACGAGGUCAUCAAGGAGCAAGUCAUUCAGAAAACAUGGGACAGCAACGUUAUUACGCCAGGAACUCCGUUCAUGGAUAUUCUCGCCGCCUCAUUACGCUACUGGAUUGCCUACAAGCUCAACACCGACCCUUCCUGGGAGAAGAUGAAAAUCAUCAUAUCGGAUGCAACAGUUCCCGGAGAAGGAGAGCACAAGAUUAUGGAAUUUGUGCGAUCCCAGCGCGCAUCGCCAGAGCACAACCCGAAUACCCGCCAUGUGAUGUAUGGUCUUGAUGCGGAUCUUAUCAUGCUAGGUCUUGCCACCCAUGAGCCUCACUUCCGGAUUUUGCGCGAGGAUGUCUUCCACCAGGAAUCGAAACCGCAGACAUGCGGGCUGUGUGGCCAAGCCGGACAUAAAGCUGAGAAGUGUGUUGGCCGUGCGAUGAAGGACAACGGAGAGCUCGAUGAGAAGCAGAACGAAACUCGCCCAAAACCGUUCAUCUGGCUCCACGUCUCGGUUCUGAGAGAUUAUCUGACUGUUGAAUUGCAUGUUCCGCAACAGCCGUUUCCGUUUGACCUAGAAAGGGCGUUGGAUGACUGGAUUUUCAUGUGUUUUUUUGUUGGAAAUGAUUUCUUGCGUCAGCUCCCGUGCCUAGAUGUUCGUGAAAACGGUGUCGAUACAUUGAUCGCUAUCUGGCGCGACAAUAUUCCAGUCAUGGGGGGUUAUUUGACCGAAGAUGGAAAUUUGGCUUUGCAACGAGCCCAAAUUAUCUUACAAGCGUUGGCUAAGCAGGAAGAUGUGAUUUUCCGACGCCGUAAGCAGAUGGAAGAAAGAAAAGUGGCCAACGAAAGGCGACGAAAGGAACAGGAACGGGCUCGCAAUGACGAGCGUGCCCUGAUGUGGAGCCGGAGUUCCUCAGUUCAUGGCUCUCCUAACAACAAUCGAUCACGCCGUCGUGGUAUUGGUCAAGCUGCCCCGACCGUUGAAGAACUGAUCAAACCCAGCCGGGGAUUCCUGUCCAAGGAGACGAGAGAGAUGACUCACAGCAUGCUGACCAACCGCGAGGCCGUCUACCGUGCUAACUUGGAGAACAAGAGUGCCCCUGUAUUUAAGAGCAGGCUCACGAAGGGCACACAAGGGGAAUUGGCGGCUGAAGAAGCUUCAAAUGCCACAAUUUCUUCUGAGCAAACCUUCCCAUCUGCUCUCGGGAAGAGAAAGGCUGAUACGGCAGAGGAGAAGGAAUUAACGGAACCCGGCACUCUACGCACGGCGUCAUCUGUCGUUCUUCCCGUGUCUCAUGUAAAGUACAAGGCGGAUGAAACGUUGGAAGACACCGUUAAGCUCUGGGAGCCGGGAUAUGCGGAUCGGUACUACGAGCAAAAAUUUGGUGUUGAUCCUGCAGAUCAUGAGUUCCGCCACAAAGUUGCGCGCGCUUAUGCCGAAGGUCUUGCCUGGGUUCUCCUCUAUUAUUUUCAGGGCUGCCCUUCGUGGAACUGGUAUUACCCGUACCACUACGCUCCCUUUGCGGCGGACUUUGUCGAUAUUGGUGGCAUGGAAAUCACGUUCGACACAGGUAAGCCGUUCAAGCCAUUUGAACUACUGAUGGGAGUUUUGCCAGCGUCGUCCAAGCAUGCGCUGCCGGAAGCUUUUCAUGAUUUGAUGACCGACCCAAACAGCGAGAUCAUCGAUUUCUACCCCGAGGAUUUCGCUUUAGAUUUGAACGGCAAGAAGUUUGUAUGGCAGGGUGUAAUCCUACUUCCCUUCAUCGAUGAGAAGCGUCUAUUGGCUGCCAUGGAGAAGAGGUAUCCACUCCUCACGGAGGAUGAACGGAGUCGCAACACGCAUGGUCAAGAGGUGCUAUUACUAUCGGGUCAACACCCACUCUAUCAAGACCUUGUCGCCAAUUUCUAUUCCAAAAAGCCGGGUCCAUCCGUGUACAAGCUCGAUAUGCGUACGAGUGAGGGCCUCGGUGGUGUGGUUGAGCGUAAUGAGACCUAUAUACCUCAUUGCUCGCUGGUCUCUCCUCUUGAGGGCCACGGCAUGCCCAGCCUCAAUGACGAUCGCGCCCUAACUGUAAACUACAAAAUUCCCAAAUUCUCACAUAUCCACAGGUCUAUGUUACUGCGGGGUGUGAAGUUUGCCAGAUCGAUAUUGAACGCAGAAGACAUUCGCGCGAUUAAGGACCGGACUCAACAUUCUGGUCGGCCACUCGCCAGUGCACCACUUAACGGCAGAGGACGAGGGGCCCGCAUGGAGUACGCAUCAGACCAGCCGAAUGCGGUCGCCGCGCAUCGUGAUCCGCGCUUCAUGUCCGGGCCGCACACUGGUUUAUCCGUGACGUCUUCCAGAUGGCUUCCUCAGGGGCCCAGCUCUGGCGACUACUUUCGGCGACCAACUCCGCCGCCACGCGCGGGCUUAUCUCAUCAACACCAACCUCACCACGGUUACCAGGGCCAACAGGGCCGCCAGAGCCGCCAAUGUCACCAGGGUCACCAGCAUGGGGACUAUUACGGGGAACAGAGUCAGCGCCACCACGGCCAACACGUACCCCACAGUGGCCACCAUGAUCUUGGCGGAGGCGGAGGUGACUACGGGAAGUAG
Messenger RNA from Aspergillus affinis, 3024 nucleotides. RefSeq names its product 5'-3' exoribonuclease 2. Gene Ontology annotation, cellular component: nucleus. The record is from RefSeq and is a predicted model, not a curated record. Gene Ontology annotation, molecular function: RNA binding; 5'-3' RNA exonuclease activity. The coding region runs from base 1 to 3024 and encodes 1007 amino acids. Gene Ontology annotation, biological process: nuclear-transcribed mRNA catabolic process. NCBI's taxonomy places the organism in Eukaryota, Fungi, Ascomycota, Eurotiomycetes, Eurotiales, Aspergillaceae. The transcript has 5 exons.